AUGUUACGAUACAAAGACGAUUGGGAAAUGGAGUGUUUCUGUAAGGAAAUCACGGCAGUCAACAUCAUCGCCGAUUUCGAUCGUUGUUCUAUUCGUUCACAGAAGCCGGUUGCCGCUCCAACUCCUGCUGUGCCAUCCUCCGUCUUCCCCGCUGCAUUUACUCCAAGUUUUUCUUCAGAAAACAAUUUAUUACAUCUUUCGACAUAUGGUGAUGAACCUGCUCCGUUUAUUCCACCAACAUCUAAUAGUGUUGCUGCUUCGUUUGGUUCAUCACCCAGAAAAUCCAGGAAAUCCAUGCUUCGGAUCCGAGUAUGGGAUUGUUCGACCUGGGCAGCGUCGGCAGAAUCUGCGCCGUUUAGUACAACACAAAAGACGUGCAUGCUGAAGUUAAUGAAAAAAGAUGGGGUGUAUUGUGAAGAUUGUCGUGUAAAAUUGGCCCAAAACUGUGUUGUUGCUGUAGUGGGCAGCCAAAGAAAGCCGCGAUUUAUGAGUGUAUUGUGUGCAGUGAGAAAUGAGCACGCUCAGCGGAUGGUCUGCAGCAAAGAAUUGGAUAAAUUCAACAUCGGAGAAGUGAACAGAAUGAUAAAAGAACAUGAACUUUCUGUCCAUUUAGUUUAUCUUUGA
This is a messenger RNA of Adineta ricciae, 624 nucleotides long. NCBI's taxonomy places the organism in Eukaryota, Metazoa, Rotifera, Eurotatoria, Adinetida, Adinetidae. The record is from the annotation of a GenBank genome assembly.